UACUAUACAAUGGUCUGUAAUGGAUUUGAACACGUGUGUAUAAGUGUGUAAAAGAGUGAAUAAUCCUGAGUGCUGUAUAUGUGCAGCUGGUCUGGUCUUCAUCAGCUUUGUCAGUAUUCACAGCGGGAUGGAUGGAGUGUCCGUCCCUCCAGCAGAUCCUUCUGAAGCCAGUGAGGAUCAGUCAUCCGAAAGGAACGCGCUGGCAUCCAACUCCGAGUCAGAUUUUCUGAGAUCCGUGUGCAGCGAGUCGUCAUUCAUCAUGGCUCAGCCGAAAAUAUCCGUGGACGCGCCGUCCAAGUUAUGGAUCCCUACCGUGUUUGUAGUCAUGGUGGUUCUUCAAGUCGCCUCGACUACUGGAUUGUUCGUCUACCUCAACAUGUCAAUGGCUCAGGCUCGAAGUCAGGGCGUGUCUGAGGAGCUGCGCUGUCUUGGGCUGCUGAAUGCUCUGGACAAAGAUCAGGAGGUGCCGGAUAGUCUGGUACAGCUCUUUGGUGAACCAUGCAUCAGACUGGCUGAAGGAAUUAAGACAUAUAUAUCCAAGGUUACAGAAAACAUCAUCUCUCAGCACAUGGUUCAAGAAAGACAAACAGUCGAACCGAGUCUGAAAGUUCCCAAUAGCCAGAGGCCCUCCGCUCACCUCACCCUCAGAGACAAUGGAUUACAAGGCUCAACAUCUUUAGCUCCUCAGAGAGAUCUGCACCAGUCUUGUCGCCACCCUGUACGUUCCUGGGGAAACCAAAGCUUCGGCUCACACCUACACAACAUGACAGUGUCCAACGGUCGGCUGCGGAUCCCUCAGACAGGGCGCUAUUACCUGUAUGCUCAGGUCUACUUCCGGUAUAUCACACUGUUUAAUGGCGAUCAUCAGUCCAGCUCUGUGAGUCAGCAGGUGGUGCAGUGUGUGUAUAAGAAGACGGCCUACGCACAGCCCAUUCAGCUGUUAAAAGGAGUGGGCACCAAGUGCUGGGCCCCAGACAGCGAGAAUGCCCUCCAUUCCAUCUACCAGGGAGGCAUGUUCGAGCUGCGAUCAGGAGAUGAGAUCUUUGUCUCUGUGUCAUCUCCUACCGCGGUACAUGCAGAAGAUUCAUCCAGUUACUUCGGAGCCUUUCGUUUUGACCUCUGAGCCCUGCUCAUUUGAGUGUCUCUGAAGUUUUCAGUGUGUGGACUGAGAAAAAGGAAAAGAGUGGGUGGAAUAAGGAAGGAUCUGUGACGCUUCCUGUUUACUCAGAAACCUCUAUGAAGCGAGACCAAAUGACUCAACAGCAGACUAAUUGAAUGCAGAAGGCACAUGCAGCUAUUAAAACCAGAAGGAUGGUUCAUCAGUUGUUGGAAUUGAAAGAUGAACAAAAUGAAUUCUUCUAAAAACCCAGGGUAAAACUCAUAUUCAGAGUUCCUCGAGUUAUCAUUGCUCUUUCUCAAGGAGCAUCACAAAAGUUUUUUCCUUCGGAAAUGUGCAGUAGGAUCUCGAAAGGAGAAGCUAAUGGGUGGUCCAGAGUUUGUGGGAACACAGCUGAGGAAUUUCAUGAAUUUACCAUGAAUAGGUCUGAAUGAAGUGCACCACUAUGAAUGGAUAUACAGAACCCAUUGGUGCUUACAGCUGGUGUGACAGUGACAGACGGAGUCUUAAACAACGGAAAAUGUAAAAAAGAAAAAAACCCUUUUGGCCAAAAGUAUUCAAUAUAAAUAUGAGUUGAAGUUUCAUUUGUACAGGAGCUACUAGUUAGGACAGCUUUAGUGAUGUGAAUUCCUUGUAAAUAAAUCAAAAAUGUUUAAAGAA
Molecule: messenger RNA, 1777 nt
Organism: Silurus meridionalis
Lineage: Eukaryota; Metazoa; Chordata; Actinopteri; Siluriformes; Siluridae
Gene: tnfsf10l3
Product: tumor necrosis factor (ligand) superfamily, member 10 like 3
Exons: 5
Coding region: 128-1123 (331 amino acids)
Biological process (GO): immune response
Cellular component (GO): membrane
Molecular function (GO): tumor necrosis factor receptor binding
Source: RefSeq, a predicted model, not a curated record